Molecule: messenger RNA, 1035 nt
Organism: Ascoidea rubescens DSM 1968
Lineage: Eukaryota; Fungi; Ascomycota; Saccharomycetes; Ascoideales; Ascoideaceae
Product: INSIG family protein
Exons: 1
Coding region: 1-1035 (344 amino acids)
Biological process (GO): sterol biosynthetic process
Cellular component (GO): endoplasmic reticulum
Source: RefSeq, a predicted model, not a curated record
AUGUCAAGGCUUAUGAAGCGAACGAGCUCUAAUCUCGAUGAUGACUAUAGAAAAAUCAAGCUGGUACCCAUAGGUAUAUCAGAAUCAGUCAACACUCUCACUUCUCCAGAAUUAUUUUCAUAUUUUGGAUCAAACGAAGAACUAGCAAAAGAGAAUCAAGCCAAUAUUGAGUUUUACAAACAAUUUAGAAAAAAACCAACUCUAUUAAAUGAACUAGGUGAAGAGUAUUUGGAUGAUGAUUUAAUCAAUAAAAGAAAAUUUUUCCAAGAAAAGUUCAUCAAGGAUGAUAAUAAUGUUAAAUUUUACUCGCUUUUUUUAAUUAAAUUUAUAAUUAAAUUAGUUAUUUUAUCGAUGAUGGGGAAUUUUUUUUACUUAAUUUCUAAAAAUGUUAAAAUGAUGGAUGAAAGUUUCAUCAAUGUUAACGGAAUCAAUGAAGGUAAUAAAAAUAUCAAUUUAACUUAUAAACCCUUUUUAAUUAUAUCCAAAUUCUUUAAGAAGAUCCCAUUUAUUGAGAAGCAUCUACCAAAUUAUAUAUUAUCGUCAUUCGAGGGUAUUCUUUUGGGUAUAAACCAACCAAUAUUCGAUUUGAUAUUUCCAAAUUCGUUUUCCAUAUCGAUCUUCAAGUUGAUUAAUAAAGAAACAAAAUCAGACUAUGAAAAAGAGAAUGCAAACGAUUCAAAAAAUUAUGUAUCGAUUUCAUCAAUUUUAAGAACAUCUACAGCAUUUUUAGGGAUUUCAUUUGCAUUAAGAAAAUUAGACUGGAAAAGUUUUGAAGAAAAUAAUAAUUUAUUUAUUUUAUUUAAUUUGUUUAUUUGGUUGUUAUUAGACUCCACUAUAUCAGGGUUUAUAAGCUCGACUUUACUAUCGGUAUUAACCACUAUUUUUGUGUUUAUUUUUGAUUCGGAUUUACAUGAAUCGAUCUUAAAGCAAGAGUAUAAUCAAUAUUCAAUUGCGCUAUGGAUUGGUAGUUUCUUCUUUUGUGGGUUAAUUUUAUUUGGAAAAGUUGGUAGAUUUUUAUUCAUCCACUACUAUUAA